This is a messenger RNA of Sinocyclocheilus grahami, 860 nucleotides long. RefSeq names its product lens fiber membrane intrinsic protein-like. Gene Ontology annotation, molecular function: structural constituent of eye lens. Gene Ontology annotation, cellular component: plasma membrane. The transcript has 5 exons. Lineage: Eukaryota; Metazoa; Chordata; Actinopteri; Cypriniformes; Cyprinidae. The coding region runs from base 142 to 663 and encodes 173 amino acids. The record is from RefSeq and is a predicted model, not a curated record.
GAUGAUUCGCUCCAUUGUGGCCCGAACAAUGCCCGCCGCGCGGAGUGGGCUUAAAACGGCAGAAGCGCUCGCACGGAGCUCAAUCCUCGCGGGAGACCGGCAGCAACCGUCUGAGAGGACGACAUCCCGAUCCUCUGAUUGAUGGUGCUCACUCUGGUAGGCGGGGCCUCUCUGUGUGGAGUGGCGGCCCUCGUGCUCCUCAUCAUCUCCACGGCAACAGACUAUUGGAUGCAGUAUCGCUACUCCGGGAACGCAGCCAAUCAGGGCCUCUGGAGGUUCUGCAUCAAUCGCAAGUGCCACGCCCACACGCUGACCGUGGCAUUCUGGGACGCCUCGCGGGCCUUCAUGCUGCUGUCGGUUCUGGGCUGUUUCGCUGGACUGCUUUUGGGCGUCACUGCGUCCAAGCGGCCCCGGAGCCGACGAGUGCGGACCGGAGGAAUCGUCCUGCUGCUGUCGGGGUUUCUUGCGCUCUUGGCUUUGGCGAUCUACACCGGCAUGACCGUCAACUUCUUCGGCAAACGCUACAUCGACUGGAGAUUCUCAUGGUCGUAUAUCUUGGGUUGGAUCGGCAUCAUAUUGGCUUUUGCAGCAGGGGUCCUGCAGCUCUGUGCGUUUCAGAGGAGCGUCUCUGAACCGGCGCCUGCGAGCGUCUCCGACAGCUAAAACUCAACAUGAGCUCAUCAUCCGCAAACAUUGCAACAUGAAAUAAACGACUUUUGGACUCUUUCUUUGGUAGAGGAUUUAUUUCUCCGACAGGAUUGAUGGUGCAGCAUGAUCUAACACUGGCAUUACUGGACUCAUGUGGUUAUCAAUACAGAAGACAGGAGUUAUGACUCUGUUUGACCAGUAGAUGGCAUUCA